AUGCCCUCGACGAUCAUCCGGCACUCUCGCAACGAAGCGAAACCCAGCGUCAAGGUGAGCGGCACCUUCACGGGCGAAGUGUGGAUGGACCCGGUCUUCGACGGGCCGGGCAUCAAGUUCAACCACGUCAUGUUCCAGCCGGGAGCCCGCACGUACUGGCACACGCACGAGCGAGGCCAGAUGCUCAAGGUGCUCGCGGGGUCCGGGUGGAUCUGCGACAAGGGCGCCGACCCGCGCCGGCUGAACGUGGGAGACAUGGUGUGGUGCGACGCCGGGACGACGCACUGGCACGGCGGCGGAGACGGGACGUACAUGAUGCAUCUGGCCGUCAGUCACGGCGAGACGGUCUGGCAUGACGAGGUGACGGAGGAGGAGUAUGCUGCUAAGAAUGAGAAUGAGAAGAAGAAGGAAUGA
This is a messenger RNA of Exophiala spinifera, 414 nucleotides long. RefSeq lists its product as uncharacterized. Bases 1 to 414 code for a protein of 137 amino acids. The record is from RefSeq and is a predicted model, not a curated record. NCBI's taxonomy places the organism in Eukaryota, Fungi, Ascomycota, Eurotiomycetes, Chaetothyriales, Herpotrichiellaceae. The transcript has a single exon.